Messenger RNA from Bufo gargarizans (Asiatic toad), 6183 nucleotides. RefSeq names its product bromodomain adjacent to zinc finger domain 1B (gene BAZ1B). The record is from RefSeq and is a predicted model, not a curated record. Gene Ontology annotation, molecular function: histone H2AXY142 kinase activity; protein binding. Gene Ontology annotation, cellular component: WICH complex. The coding region runs from base 802 to 5208 and encodes 1468 amino acids. Gene Ontology annotation, biological process: chromatin remodeling. The transcript is spliced from 19 exons. NCBI's taxonomy places the organism in Eukaryota, Metazoa, Chordata, Amphibia, Anura, Bufonidae.
UGCUAUUUUGCCCUCAUAAAACUAGGCCUUAUACAGCCCUGUCAAUAAGAAAAACAAGGGUUAUGGCUGCUAAACAUGGAGCCGAUGAUUACAGGGUUAAUAAUAUGAGGUAUGGCAGGAAACAAUGUAGCCAUCUAUUGUAAAUAUUUGUGUGACAUGGGGGCAGCCCGGCCGGGCGGCCUGUCAUUGUCCCUGACAGCUGGGCACCAGGCCCACGACCAGCCUGUAGUAGCCCUUGUGUGUGAAAAGGGGCGGCAACAUCAGCAGCUCGUCAAUGAAACCGUCCAGAUAGAAAAAACUAAUAAAGACAAUGCGCCGAAAUCCCCGGAUGUUGUUGUUUGCAGAUUUGUUCAUAGCAAUAAAGUUCCUCGUAUUAAAAAAAAAAAUCAAUAUUAAUGACAUCUGCGACCCCGUUGCUCACACUGCAACCAACCUUGCUAAAGAAAGGUAAGAAGGCAAGGUGCGUGACUAAGCGGGCUAGAUAGGCCAAUAGAAAGCGCGAACACAGAAAACCGGGCUUCGGGAAAGGCCAAUAGAAUCUCUAGUUGGGGCAGCGGUAGGCGGGGAUUGAUGUGAAGCGUCUUCAGGGUUGUAUGCGCUUCUAUGAGGAGGUGGAGGGAGCCGGCGGCGGAAGGGAAUCUCCCGCCAUUUUUCAAUCCCUGCUUUUCUUCUGUGUGUGAGGGUUCAAAGCGGGAAACCGGUGGGGGCUGGUCGAGUCCGGCAGCUGUACCUUCAGCAGACUCGGAUUAAGCCGUCCGUUAACUCCGCAGCCACGCACUUUUACCUCAGCCUGCUCUAAGGAUGGCGCCGUUGCUGGGCCGCAAACCGUUUCCGUUGGUGAAGCCGCUUAGUGAGGCGCCCGGCGAGGGAGAGGAAGUGUUCGUUGUGGAGCACACCAAGGAAGCGUUCAAGAGCCGGGAAGAGUACGAUGCCCGGCUGCAGCACUACGCAGAGCGGGUCUGGACGUGUAAGAGCACAGGUAGCAGUCAGCUGACUCACAGAGAGGCCUGGGAUGAAGAGCAGGAAGUGGCAGAGUUACUAAAAGAAGAGUUUCCCGUCUGGUAUGAGAAGCAGGUGCUGGAGAUAGUGCACCAUAACACAAUCUCCUUAGACAAGCUAGUGGACCAAGCGUGGAUGGAUAUAAUGACAAAGUAUGCCAUUGAUGAAGAGUGUGACUUUGAGACAGCUCCUGAAAAAUACAUAAGGAUCAAAAUUGUAAAGAUUCAUCCUCUAGAGAAAGAUGAACAGUCAAGUGCAGAGAAGAAGGCUGAGGGAGCGUGUGAUUCUCCAUCUAGUGACAAAGAGAACUCCAGUCAGGUUGCACAGGAAAACCAGCUUAAAGAAGAAGAGCACAAUCAGAGAGACAGUCUAUGUGCACUAAGAGAAAGUGACAGAGCAAGACGCUCACCUCGUAAACUCCCUGCCACCUUGAAAAAAGAGGAGAAAAAAUGGGCCCCACCUAAAUUUUUGCCACACAAAUAUGAUGUGAAAUUGCUGAAUGAAGAUAAGAUAAUCAGCAUGGUUCCCGUGGACAGUCUAUACCGCUCUGAACGACCUCCAAAUAAAGAAAUACUUCGUUACUUCAUUCGUCAUUACUCGCUGAGAUUAGGCACAGGAGAGAAUGCUCCUUGGGUUGUUGAGGAUGAGCUGGUCAAAAAGUACUCUCUGCCCAGCAAGUUUAGUGACUUUUUACUGGAUCCUCAUAAAUAUAUGACUUCAAAUCCCACUCCAGCAACCAAGAGAAAGAGUUUAGGGUCUCCUGACCAAAAACCAUCAAAAAAAACAAAAACUGAAGGCAGAAAAAAUGCUUUAAAAGGCAAAAAAUCCCCCCUCGGCCCAACUACAUGGUGUCAAGUAAAUCUUAAGAAAUUAGCCCCUGGCUCCCCUUUAAAAGGGAAAUAUUCACCGGAGGAACUUGAAAAAUUAAUGAAGAUCAUGAGUCCUGCUCAAGUGAAUGCCAGCCUUAAGAAAGGUACUGUUACAGGGAAAAAGAAAAGUGCCCAUAUGAUCAAUGGGCAGAAACUGUCUGGUAAGGUUCGUUCCCCUAAAAAGAACCAGAAAAACUCUAAACUUAAGCAAAUGACUUUAUUGGAUAUGGCAAAGAGUACCCCAAAAUCUGCACGAACACCAAAAACUGGUUCCUUUACUCCUAAGUCGGCAAGUAAGCUGCAUAAACGUCUCCCCCCUGCUGCUCUCCAUCUGGUUUCUUACUACCGGGAGAACAAGAAUCGUGAAGACAGAAAAGGUGCUAUUUCAGCGCUCAUCUCUAAGGUGGCCAGACUUCUUUCUGAUGAAGACCGGAAUAGACUUCCUGAUGAACUUAAGGAAUUAGUGCAGAAACGGUAUGAGUUGCUUGAGGAGCGUAAGCGUUGGGCUUUAAUGACUGAGGCAGAAAGAGAGGAGCAGAUGCGUAUGAAGAGGGAGGCAUUGAAGGCACGCAUCAAAGAAAAAGCUCGGGAGCGCAAACAGAAAGAGAAGCAGGAGCGACAAGAGAAACGGAAAAGGUUUGAGGACAAGGAAUUAUCUGGAAAGAACCUGCCAACAUUUAAGCUAGUUGAUACCCCAGAAGGGUUACCAAAUACGUUAUUUGGGGAUGUAGCUAUGGUGGUAGAAUUUCUGAGCUGUUACUCUGAGUUGCUGCUUCCAGAUGGCCAGCAUCCUGUCACUGCAGUUUCCCUAAUGGAGGCACUUGCGGCAGAGAAAGGGGGCUUUCUGUAUCUGAACAGAGCGCUUGUCGUACUUUUACAGACCCUCCUUCAAGAUGAGAUAGCGGAAGACUAUGCAGAGCUGGGUAUGAAGUUAUCCGAAAUCCCACUUACCCUUCAUUCUGCUUCUGAGCUUGUUCGUCUUUGUCUGCGAAAGUCUGAUUUGCCAGCUGGAGAAAGUGAAGCUACCGAUAAAGGAGACGAGGAGAGUGAAGGAUCUGCGGUCUUCCAGGAUGAUGAAGUGGAAGAUGAGUUCUUGGAGAAACUGGAAAAUUCUGAAUUUUUUGAACUCACAACAGAAGAAAAACUUCAUAUCCUUGCUGCUCUCUGUCACCGUAUCCUUAUGACUUACUCUGUUCAGGACCAUGUGGAAACUCAGCAGCAGCAUUCAGCAGAGUUGUGGAAGGAGCGGUUGGCUAUGCUGAAAGAGGAAAAUGAUAAGAAGCGUGCAGAAAAACAAAAGAGAAAAGAGCAGGGAGUCAAGGGUAAAGAAGAAAGCCCUCAAUUCAAACCGUCAGCUAAAAAAAGUGAAAAGGGGAAUAAAACUGAACAAACAGCAGAGCCAGAGCCCGAGCCAGAGCCCGAACCAGAGGAUAUGAUAAGUGCUGUGAAGAGCAGGAGGCUACAGGCAAUUCAAGCCAAGAAAGAAAAGGAAGAACAUGCAAAGAUUACAAAAGAAAGAUAUCAAAAGGAGGCAGAAGAAGAGAGAAUGCGCAAGCAGAAAGCCACUGCAGAGAAAGCAUUUCAUGAAGGCAUUGCCAAAGCCAAGCAAGUAUUGAGAAGGUCACCACUUGGCACAGAUCGCAACCAUAACAGGUACUGGUUGUUCUCUGAUGGCACUCCUGGACUUUUCAUUGAGAAGUGUUGGGUACAUGACAGUAUUAAUUACCACUUCAGUCUUCCUAAAGAAGAUGAAGAGCAAGAUGGAGAAGUCAACGUGGAGAGUGAAGAUGCUGACAGCAGUGUUGGUGGCCCAGAGGAUUCUUUGCCAAAGGAAGAUCAACAAGUUGAAACCACAGUACCUAAACAGGGACAGAACCUUUGGUUUCUGUGUGAUUCUCAAAAGGAGUUUGAUGAACUUCUAGACUGCCUGCAUCCGCAGGGUUUUCGCGAGAACCAGCUGAAGGAACGACUACAGAAGAGGUAUCAGGACAUUUUGCAUUCGAUUCACCUUGCUCGUAAGCAAAACUUGGGUUUAAAGACAUGUGAUGGACAACAGGAGCUGCUAAACUUUUUGCGAAGUGAUAUAAUUGAAGUAGCAACAAGACUGCAGAAAGGAGGAUUAGGUUAUCUGGAUGAUACAACAGAACUUGAAGAAAAGAUUCGUACAUUGGAAAAUCUCAAAGACUUUGGAGAGUGUGUCAUCUCUCUACAAGCAGCUGUCAUCAAGAAGUUUUUACAGGGAUUUAUGGCUCCAAAAGAGAAGAAAAAGAGAAAACCUCAAUCAGAGGAAGCUGCGGCCAAAGCUGAGGAGCAGGAUGAGGAAAAGAAAAUGGCUGAGGAGGCAAAGGUGGCAUCGGCUGUUGAAAAAUGGAAGGCUGCAAUUCUGGAGGCCCAAACAUUCUCUCGCAUGCAUGUGCUGCUAGGGAUGUUGGAUGCGUGCAUCAAAUGGGAUAUGUCAUCUGAAAACGCCCGGUGUAAAGUUUGUCGUAAGAAAGGUGAGGAUGAUAAACUUAUAUUAUGUGAUGAGUGUAAUAAGGCAUUCCAUCUCUUCUGUCUGCGGCCGGUGCUGUUAAACAUCCCUGAUGGAGAAUGGCUGUGUCCAGCUUGUCAACCAGCUACACUUAGGCGCAGCUCUCGGGGCAGGAAUUAUGCAGAGGAAUCCACUAAUGAUGAAGAGGAGGAGGAGGAAGAUGAAGAGGAUGACGAGGAGGAAGACUAUGAUGAGGAGGCAGAGAGUGAUGAUGACCAAGAUGUAGUUGGACUCCGCUUGAGAUCUCGCAAAGCUACUAAAGCAAAAACAACCAAACUUGAUCAGCCAAGACGCCGUGGACGCCCACCAAAAAAUAGGCAACCGACCAGAUCGUCACGGCAGGAUGCGGCAGAGGAAAAUGGAGCAGAUGUAGAUGAGGUGAUACGUCAGAGCAAGCCGACCUCCAGGCGCCAGAAUCAGGAGUUUCAGAAGUGUGAGGAGAUCUUGUGUAAGCUCAUAAAGUAUCGGUUCAGUUGGCCUUUCAGGGAGCCAGUGACUGCAGAUGAGGAUGAGAGCUACAUGAAAGUGGUAACGACGCCUAUGGACUUCCAGACCAUGCAAAGCAAGUGCUCCUGUGGCAACUAUCAGACCGUGCAGGAGUUCCUUAAUGAUCUGAAACUAGUAUUUGGAAAUGCCGAGAUGUACUACGAGCCGGGAAGCCAGCAAAUAUCCUGCCUAGAAAAAACAGAGCAGUGUGUAAAAGACCUCCUCGGCAAACACCUUCCAGGACACCCUUACCAAAGGAGGCAUCGCAAGCAUCAGGCGCCCGAGCCCGACAGUAAUGGCAGGGAGCGCAAGCGGAAGAAAUAAGAGGGUGACAAUAAAGGAGAGGGAGUGUGAGAGAAGGAUUUCAGAGAGGGGUAGAAGUGUGUAUGUUGAGACAGAACUGGAAGUUUACCCUAUUAGAGACCAAACAUGUUUUGUCCUUAUAUAAUGGUAUGGGAGGUUCAGUGAAGAUUCGGGUGUGUGGUGUCAUCCCCCUUUCCCCUCUUGGAUGUGUGCUGCACCCAGUGACUGAUACUCAAUCACUGUAACGCUGAAGAAGACACUCGCCGGCUUCUCUUUGAAAAUCUUUUGGAAUUGUUACUGAUUGAAUCACUAGUCUUAAGCCACCAUCAACUCCAUCUAUUUUGUUGGUGUGGAAGCUGUGCACACUUCUGUCUAAGGCACUUACUGGUGUGUCCAGCCAGAGAGCAACUCCAGAACUGAAGUUCAGAGCUGUGGCUUCUACAAAUCAUGACCUCUUCUGCAUUAUGGGCAGAGCUUCUAACCUCCAGUCAACUCUGGGACUCUUCAUUGUGUUAAACUCUAAGGAUGUCUGCACUCCACACACCUAUUGUAUUUAGAGAUUACAUGUCAACUAUUUGUAAGUGUGCCCCACAUAGACAUAGGGAGGUUCUCUGAAGCUGGAUAAAACCCUUAAAGAAUCACCAGCAUCCCCAAACUUUACCUGCCUCCCUGUAUAUAAAUGCUACCAGCAAGGACUGAUAGUUCGGAAGAUAAUUUUAUGUUCCACUCCCUCACGGAAGAAAUUUUUUAAUUUCUUUUUUUUUUUUUUUUUAUCUUUUCUGCCAACACAGGUAUCCAAACGUCAAACAGAAUUAUUUCAAAAUUAUUAUUUUUUUUUUUGUACUGACUUUUCCCUUUUCUAGAUAUUCAAUGUUUGCUUGUGAUCUUGUAUAAAGGGAGCCUUUGUCUGGGUUUGGCACAUGUACAGUACAGUUUAUAUGAAAACAAGUGUUUGCCUUUAUUAAUAUUAAAACAGAAGGAGCCACGUCCCCUCUG